UUAUCAUGGCGGAAAGUGAGCGGUUGAGCCCCUUCGUUUACUGGGGUCAGAAAACGGACCAUGUCUCGUUAAAAAUUGAUCUGAGGGAUGUUGUUGAUCCCAAAGUCGAGUUGACUGAAGAUGGGCUAAAAUUUGAAGCCGAUGGGAUUGGUGUUAGGGGCAACAACUUUUAUCAGCUGGAUAUAGAUUUUUACCAUCCUGUUGAUCCAGACAAAAGUAGAUACAGAGUGUUGAAUAGGUGCAUUGACUUCUACAUCCAGAAGAAGGGGAGUGGUGAAGUGUGGCCAAGGCUCACAUACCAAAAAAUCAAGUACCCCUGGCUCAAAAUUGAUUUUGACAAAGUUGCGUAUGAAGAUGAAUCAGAAUCAGAGGAAGAAGACAAGGCAAAAAAUAUGUCCGAGGAAGAUGUUUUGAAACAGAUUGAGAAAGAACUGGACUUAGAUGCUGCUAAAGGCCCAGAUUUACCUGAUCUGAAGACAACAUACCUGUUUUUCUACAAUCUAUUCCAAUUUGUUGGCUUCACCUUCAUCAGCAGUGUUCUUAUUGUAAAUUUCUGCAGAGACAAACAAAUGGCAAUGACAUCGAGCUUCAGCCUGGUAGGAAAUCCCUUAAUGAUUUGUCAGACAGCAGCCAUCAUGGAAAUUCUUCAUCCUAUGUUAGGGCUGGUCAAAUCAAGUGCAAUAGCCCCUUUAAUGCAGGUCCUUGGGAGAAAUUUUAUACUAUUUGUUGUAAUUCUUCAUGAAGAGAACAUACAAACUGCACCUAUAGUAUUUUUCUUGCUUUUAACAUGGAGUUUGAUAGAAGUUGUUAGAUAUCCAUUUUACAUGUUAGCAGUUCUAAAUCAAAAAGUUUACAUUGUCACAUGGUUGAGGUAUACAAUGUGGAUGCCACUUUAUCCUCUUGGCAUAUUUCUAGAAGGUGCUGUAGUCAUUUUAGCCAUUCCAUUAUAUGAGAUGUCUGAAAGGUUCUGCCUGUUUCUACCAAACAGUGUCAACAUGGCAUUUUAUUUCCCAUGGCUUCUGUAUGCAUAUCCACCAGUUUUGCUAAUAGCUGGAUAUAACAUGCUCAAGUACAUGAACAACCAAAGAAAGAAAGUAUUAGGUGCCACAUCAACUUCAAAAUCCAAAAAGUCCUCAUGAAGUUCACAUUGAUCACUUUACCAAGUUUUUCUAGCUUUAUUUAUUUUUAAAUUCAUUUUGUAUCCAUAGAAGAAUGGUUAAGAAAUUAAUUUAAUAACUGAUUAAUUUGUUUUAUCUGAUUAUUUUUAUUGCACUUUAUUGUUGAAUCGUUCAAUAUUUUGUAAUACCAAGCAUUAUGUAAAACAUGGGCAGUUUCAGUUUAUACUGAAGUAUUAUGAUUUUAGUGUAAGUGUUGUGAUGUUUGAGUGUAUGUUGCAUUUGUCUUAUAAAAUAAGCAACUGCUUAGAUACAUGUAAUUUAUUAUUUUGUAUCAGUAUUUUGGUAAGAAUGAAAAAAAAUCUUUUCAAUACAUAUAUAGUUGAGCUAGAUCUUGAAAAGAAUCUUGAGCAUUAAACCCACAUAUUAAAUGAUAUAUUAAAACUAUCUUGUCACAACUUAAAUACAUAAAAAUGAAAAACAAAAACUGUUCUUAAAUUCUGUUGCCAAUGAAAUGGAGGUAUGAAUGCUACUUACUAUCCAAUGCUAACAACUGAGGAUACUUUUAAACUGCAAAGUGAAAUCGAAACAAAACGAAAUGGAAGAGACCAGGACCUAGCGGAUAUAAAUGCUAGAUAUCUAGGUCUUGUGAAUGGCCUGUAUGUUUCAAAUACAGUGAAACACGCUAAUAACAAAGUGCCAAGGACAGAUAAUUUUGCUUUGUUUUAAGUUCGUUAUAUCCAUUAAGUUUACAAUAUGUUUAAAUGUCAUGGGGAAUGAAAUCACUUUACUGUAAGCAUCGAUUUAUUAAAAGCAUGUUUGCUAUAAGUGUGUGUGAUUGUAUUUAGCUGUUUAGAGUUAUGUAGCAACUACAAUAUUAGUAAUUUUUUCAUUAAUCACUAGAUGCUAAUUUAACCAAACUGUGGUAAAAUUAAUUUAAAAUUAUA
This is a messenger RNA of Saccostrea echinata, 2062 nucleotides long. RefSeq names its product very-long-chain (3R)-3-hydroxyacyl-CoA dehydratase-like. Gene Ontology annotation, cellular component: endoplasmic reticulum membrane. Gene Ontology annotation, molecular function: 3-hydroxyacyl-CoA dehydratase activity. NCBI's taxonomy places the organism in Eukaryota, Metazoa, Mollusca, Bivalvia, Ostreida, Ostreidae. The record is from RefSeq and is a predicted model, not a curated record. Gene Ontology annotation, biological process: sphingolipid biosynthetic process; fatty acid elongation; very long-chain fatty acid biosynthetic process. Bases 6 to 1139 code for a protein of 377 amino acids. The transcript is spliced from 10 exons.